CAGCACAUCAGAAUGAUGUCCCGUCUUGCUAACAAUAUCCCUGCUUUGCGUAAACUGAGCAGGGAUAUUGUAGCCGCCCCCUUGUUUUCCAGCAUGGCAGAAAGGCCCCCGUUCAGGCCAGAGGACCAUGGUCUUGACAAAGAGUUCCGGCUCACCGACUUUACUAAGAUGAAAGGAUGAGGCUGCAAGGUACCGCAGGCAGAGCUGCUCCUCUACCUGCAAUCACUUGCACCCUCCUCUCCUCUCCUCUCCGGCGACAACUCCUCCAUCGGUAUUGGUCUGGACUCCUGUGUCCUGCCUACUCGGCACCCUGGUAUCUCUCUCGUUGAGACCACUGACUUUUUCUACCCGCUCAUAAACGAUCCAUAUCAAAUGGGAAAGGUGGCGUGUGCCAAUGUGUUGAGUGAUUUGUAUGCGAUGGGUGUGACGGAGGUUGAUAACAUGUUACUGUUGUUGGGGAUAGCUAAAGAGUUGUCAAAUGAACAACGAAAGGUUGUUAUUCCCAUGAUUUUGGAGGGUUUUAGAGAUCUUGCUAAGGAAGCUGGAGUGAGUAUUAACGGUGGUCAAACUGUUGUAAACCCCUGGAUGAUUAUUGGUGGUGUUGCUACUUCUGUGUGCACUAAGGACGAGAUUAUCAUGCCAAAUCAAGCUGUUGCUGGUGAUAAGAUUGUACUGACGAAACCACUUGGAACUCAAGUUGCUGUUAAUCUGCACCAGUGGAUGAAUCUGGGAACUCCAUCUUGGAACAUAGCCAAGGAUCUUAUUUCAGAGGAGGAUGUGAUAAAAGGAUUUGAAGACGCAACAAUCUCCAUGACAACACUAAACUUAGCAGCUGCACGACUCAUGCACAAGUAUGGUGCUCACGCCGCAACUGAUGUCACAGGAUUCGGCAUCCUCGGACACUCCAGAAACCUGGCAGAGUUCCAAACUGCUGAUGUCGACUUCUCCAUCCACACUCUUCCCAUAUUCGCUCGCUUCACGGAGGUUUGCAAACAGCUGAUCGAAAAGGGUGGUAGGAACUUCAAGCUGUUACAAGGCCUGUCCUCCGAGACUUCGGGUGGUCUGUUGGUGUGUCUGAGUGGUGAGUCUGCGGAGAAGUUUGUAGAGGAGGUGAAGAGUGAUGGUGGUAAGGCUUGGAUUGUGGGGGAUGUUGUGCCAGGUACUAAAACAUCACGUAUUUCUGAGAAUCCUAAUAUCAUUGAGGUGACUUACUAAUUUAAGUGAUUUUUGAUAAAUAUUCCUCAUUUUUGUUGAGCAGAUAAUUAAAUUCAGAUGAAUUUCAUCAUAAACUAUUGGUUAUGACAAAUUAAUUUAUUGGGAGGUAUUUAUUUUAAAAUCAUCACUUUUUACCUUUCAUUUUUGUGUUUAUUUAAAUUUUACAUUUUUAAUUUCUUUCUAGAAUAAUUUGUCACUGAUGGUGAGCAGACUGUUUGUGACAUUGAUUGGUAAUCUUAAUGACGAUUCAGGAGAAAAUCCUCAAUCGGAUCUCUUUUAUUUGAUGACAAUUACCAAACUUCUUGAAUUGAA
This is a messenger RNA of Bolinopsis microptera, 1527 nucleotides long. RefSeq names its product selenide, water dikinase 3-like. The transcript has 2 exons. Gene Ontology annotation, cellular component: cytoplasm. The record is from RefSeq and is a predicted model, not a curated record. Gene Ontology annotation, biological process: L-selenocysteine biosynthetic process. Lineage: Eukaryota; Metazoa; Ctenophora; Tentaculata; Lobata; Bolinopsidae. Gene Ontology annotation, molecular function: ATP binding; selenide, water dikinase activity.